Molecule: messenger RNA, 534 nt
Organism: Trichophyton rubrum CBS 118892
Lineage: Eukaryota; Fungi; Ascomycota; Eurotiomycetes; Onygenales; Arthrodermataceae
Exons: 3
Coding region: 1-534 (177 amino acids)
Cellular component (GO): cytoplasm; nucleus
Molecular function (GO): ATP binding; AMP kinase activity; ATP hydrolysis activity
Source: RefSeq, a predicted model, not a curated record
AUGAGAACUUCACCAAAUAUAAUUAUCACUGGAACCCCCGGAGUGGGGAAGACUGUUCACUGCGAGCAGCUGGCGCAAGAAACAGAAUUGAAGCACUUAUCAAUUAAUCAAGUCGCAAAAGAACGGGGAUGCUACGAUGGGUUUGACGAAAAGCUCAAAAGCCAUAUUGUUGACGAGGACAAGUUGCUUGACGAAAUCGAAGCCGACGUAUUACAAGGCGGGUAUCUUAUUGACUGGCAUGCCUGCGACCUAUUCCCAAAAUCAUGGAUUGAUCUUGUAGUGGUGUUAAGGUGCCCGUCAACCGCCAUCCACUACGAUAGACUGGCAGCAAGAUCGUAUUCAGAGGAGAAGCUCCAAGAAAACCUUGAUGCCGAGAUUUUCGGAGUCCUACUCGAGGAGGCCAGAGAAGCUUAUGAUGAGGAAAUUGUGGUUGAACUCGAAAGCGAGACAGACGAUGCGAUUGAGAGCAAUUGCCAGCGUAUAAAAUCGUGGAUAGGUUCCUGGAAGCAAUCGCAUGCCACAGGAUCAGAUUGA